This is a messenger RNA of Suillus discolor, 1985 nucleotides long. Its product is annotated as Pal1 cell morphology protein-domain-containing protein. Lineage: Eukaryota; Fungi; Basidiomycota; Agaricomycetes; Boletales; Suillaceae. Gene Ontology annotation, cellular component: cytoplasm. The coding region runs from base 130 to 1623 and encodes 497 amino acids. The transcript is spliced from 3 exons. The record is from RefSeq and is a predicted model, not a curated record.
CCGUCACAGUCGACGUCCACAAUCGCCUAACUUCGUUAUCACAAACGACGAGCAGCAUUACCAUUAAAUAUUCUUCUUUGAAGUAAAUAACGCUUGGUCUGGGCGUGUCAAUAGGUGAACACGGGUGACAUGGCCGCCUCGCAUAUGUUGAGUACUUCCAAUAAUCCAGCUAGCAAACAUAUUACAUCAAGACAACCAACCCAACCACCCAAACAGAGUAGAACCCGCCACAGAUCUCAUUCAGACCCUUUCUCAGACCCAGUUUACCCAUCAAAGCCUGUUCCCCGCCUUCCCCCAGAGCUUCCGCCUAAAUAUCCCCAAUACAAUAGGAUGGCCCCGUCUCCUGCCAAAUCUCUCACACAUCGCGAUAAUACAAUCGUAGAGGCUGUUAGGGACACUGUUCAGGUCAAAGGUGUAGAUCAGUCUUCACGCACAAGAAUGGGAAGAAGUCAAACUGCCCAGGGAAAUUCCCCGUUACGUCCCACAUAUACCGGUCGUCGUUCAUUAUCCCAGGAUUCCAUCCUUCACACAGCGAAUGCUCUUGAUAAGGCUAAGGGCAAGGCACGAGGCAAGAAAGGCUCCAUGCAUGCGGACGUCAUAGACAGACUUGAUUUCACUGGCGUCGGUCCCAUGUUCCAUCAUGAUGGUCCAUUUGAUGCUUGUGCACCAUCUCGGAACCGCCAUCGAACUAAGGCGCCUAUGCUUGCCUGGAGCAGCGCGGGGGCAGAUGUGGCGCUAUCCAAUGAAUCCCCCUACCCCUCACCUGACGCUUACAAAGGUGCCUUUUCCGCUACCUACCAACCCCCAAAGAAGAAAGUCGAUGCCAUCGCAGAGGCCUGGGGUAUCCAUGAGCCAGAACCGUACGAGGAAUUUUUUGCAGGUGGGGGUACUGGCAGACGUGAUGGUGACACACCGUCUAAUUCAAUAUACGCCGGGAGGGAGGGCCACGGAUCACGGAACGGCACGCCGCGACACUCCCUUGGAAAGCGCUCCAAGGACGGGCGUGACCUUCGUGAUGUGUAUAGAGAGUACCCCGACGACGAUAUGAAACAGAUGCAAGCCCGCGACCGAGAGCGAAGCGGUGAGAGAGAAGGAAGACGCACCAAACGCGGUGGUAUCCCGCCCCCGCAGCCUAUCCUUGUGCCAGAAGCCCAGAGUACCGAUUAUGACAGCGCACCGGGGUCUCCGUCACUGCCAGGAGUCCCAAAACGCACCAAAUCAUUGAUGCAACGCAUUCGCAAAAUGCGUGACUCCCCAAAUGUGCCCUUGGGUUUUGACGAGAGUGUCGAGCCUCCUUCUCCCAAUACGGAUAUCUACCAGCCAUCGCGCCCUACACAUCGGUCACAGAAUUCGUUCCUUGGGCGCUUCUCCAAUGGCUACAACGGUCCCGGUCGUCCAAACACUUCACCUCCUUCAGAUGAAGCAUAUGUGUACGUCGAUGAUCUGCGCAGGGACAAACGACUACCUGCCACUCCUUAUGCUCCAGCGACAACUCGCACGCCAUCCGCCGAAGACAGACGCGGGUACUUUGACGGUGCACCCAGUUCUCCGCCAUUGGGCGGCCUUGGGCGAAAAACUAGCUUAUUGAAGAAAGUGAAGGACGUAGUCAGGGGCCCAAAAUGAGCCUAGUCCUCGAUUUCUGGAUGUAUCCGAGUAUUUGACCGCUAGCCCCCAUACGCAUGUCUUGUUGAGACCACUCUAGUUUUUGUCCUUUCUUGCACUUUUACAGCCAUGAUCGCUGCCCUGUUUCUCUUCUCUCGUCCAAAGCUUGGAUGAGAUAUACCUAGGAAUCGGUUGUGUUUUUCUCCCUUCGUCGUCGACGCUCCUGACCCCAUGCUUGUAUCCAUUACGGUGUUUGUAAAAAUCUACAUAUACUCGCGAGACGGUUUAUUUACUCUGCAUUUUUCUACCAUACUUCCUGUUGUAAGAGUAUGCAGUGGCAGUCAAUACCCUGAGGUUUUCAUUAAACGCUUUUCGAAGAUGCA